AUGCCACCCAAGGUCACCGAAAAAGCAGACAAAAUGUUCAGUGCCGACGUCGUUGCCGCCGUCCUCUACAGCACCGGCACGACCAGCCUAUCGAUGAAGAACUAUGAAAUGAUGAGUUCGCUCGACGGCAAAAAAUCCGCCUACGGCUUCCAACACGACUUCCGCUCCGUCAUCGCCAAAGCCAAGGAACUCAAGGCACGUGUUGAAGGCGGCGAGGAGUUUGUCCCCGUAGCAUCUUCCGCCAAACGCGGUCCGACGACGCCCGUGAGUACGCCGAGAAAGCGCAACAACGCAGAUGUUUCGGAUGCGGAUAAGACGCCGUCGAAGAAGCGGGUGACGCGGGUCAAGGAGGAGGGUACGCUGCAGAGUCGGGAUGAGCGGGGGGAAGGUGCGGUUAAGGGGUUCAAGAAUUGCGUUCCUGAGGAUAUUGAGACGUUUAUCAAGGGCGAGGCGGCUUGGGAGGAGAAGUAUGCUUAG
Molecule: messenger RNA, 477 nt
Organism: Bipolaris maydis ATCC 48331
Lineage: Eukaryota; Fungi; Ascomycota; Dothideomycetes; Pleosporales; Pleosporaceae
Source: RefSeq, a predicted model, not a curated record